AUGGCGGAAGAAGAAACAGUUACGUCUUUGAAGUCUGAAAUAGCUACUUUACGAGCCAGAGUAAACGAACUGGAAGCGGAGAAUGCCGAAUUGGCUGCACGAAUGGCCAAUUGUUGCUGUGAUCAGAAAGGGGCACAACAGCUUGGUGAGUCGGAAGUGGAGUGCAGAAGCUCACUAGAGCCCAGUGGGGAAAGAAAUUCAGGAGGUGCAGAAACAAAGAAGACCAGAAGAAAGAAAAGAGUAGCAGAAAUUUCAAGUUAUGACUCAAGGACCGUGAGUCACUGCCCAAGGAGAUAUGUUGCCUUAAAAGUUAUGUAUUUUGGUCCAAGGUUUUAUGGUUUUGCAUCGGAGGCACAAAUGGAACCAACCGUUGAGUCAGAGAUUUUCAAAGCUCUUGAGAAGACAAGGCUUUUAGUUACUAACAAGAAGGAAGCACAGUAUUCCCGGUGUGGUCGAACUGACAAAGGAGUAUCUGCUGUUGGACAGGUUAUUGCUCUGUUCUUACGGUCAAAACUUCGCCACCUUAACUCAAACACCUCAGAUUCAAGGGAAAAUUUUGUUGACGGACAAAAUGAAGAGGAAAUUGAUUAUGUACGAGUAUUGAAUCGGGCACUUCCGCGAGACAUUCGAAUUUUUGGCUGGUGUCCUGUUCCAGUUGAUUUCCAUGCAAGGUUCAGCUGUUUGGGCAGAGGGUACAAAUAUUUGUUUUGGAGUGGCACACUGGAUCUUCAGGCUAUGGAGACGGCUGGUAAGAAAUUUGUUGGGGAGCAUGACUACAGGAACUUCUGUAAGAUGGAUGCAGCCAAUGUGCACAACUAUGUGCGGCGCAUAGACUCGUUUGAAAUUUCUCCUUCUGAUUUGAGGUUUCAAGGUAAUCAACUCUUUGCAAUCAAAAUCAAAGGCAGUGCUUUCCUGUGGCACCAAGUCCGGUGCAUAGUUGCUGUGCUUUUUAUGGUUGGUGAGGGACUUGAAUCUCCAGAUCUGGUAGAUACAUUGCUUGAUACGAGCAGGACAACAAGAAAGCCUCAGUAUGCCAUGGCUUCAGAAAUCCCAUUGAUUCUGUCUUCUUGUGAUUUUGAAGGCCUCAAGUUUACUUGUUCAUCAGUUGCCGAGCAGGAUCUUUCUGUGCACUUGGGAAAUGAAUGCAGAACCUACCAACUUCAAGCUGCUAUCUAUAACGAGGCUAUGUUGAGCUGUAUGCGCCCAACAGAUAAGCACAACGGGGAAAGCUUUGUGAAAAUCAGAGGGAAAGCUUCCCAUAUUCCUUUGAUGUCGAGACCAACAGAACCAUCAUACGAGGAGCGACAUGCUAAGUUGAAACUUCGGGAUGCAGGAGGGAGUUAA
This is a messenger RNA of Linum trigynum, 1344 nucleotides long. Lineage: Eukaryota; Viridiplantae; Streptophyta; Magnoliopsida; Malpighiales; Linaceae. The record is from the annotation of a GenBank genome assembly.